AUGCCUGCUGUAAACCACGCGUUCUCUGCGUUCUCGUUCAUCGCACUUGUCCUCGUUUUGAUUCCUUUGCCCUGGCAUUUAGAAGCCUGGAAUACAGGGACUAUCUUGUACAUCUUCUGGACGUCCAUAUCACUCCUGAACUAUUUCAUUAACUCGAUCAUUUGGGAUGGAAACGACGUCAACUGGGCACCAGUUUGGUGUGAUAUCUCCUCAAAGCUGAUCAUUGGCGUUAUGUUUGGCAUUCCGUGUGCAUCGUUGUGCAUCAACCGAAGACUGUAUUACAUUGCCACUGUUCGCAGUGUUACCAAGUCGAAGCAAGAUAAACGCCGAGGGAUUCUCGUGGAUUGUGCUAUUGGCAUCAUCGCUCCAAUGAUAUUCAUGGCCUUGCACUACGUCGUACAAGGGCAUCGCUUCGAUAUCUUUGAAGAUAUUGGGUGCUACCCCACAAUCUACAACGUGACCGUCGCUUAUGCCCUCAUCUAUGGGCCGCUCCUCUUGAUCCCCCUCAUCUCGGGCGUUUACGCGACCCUCAGCAUCAUCGCAUUUAGGCGCCGGCAAACCGAGUUCCGCGACAUCCUCUCCUCCAGCACCAAUUCCCACACGACAAUCAGCCGUUACUUCCGCCUCAUGGCCCUCGGCAGCGUCGAGAUCGUCCUUGGUUUCCCCCUCGCUCUCACAACAUGUAUCGUCAAUGCCACGCUCAUUCCUGUCCAACCUUGGAUCUCUUGGGAAGACACUCACUUUGAGUUUGGAACCGUGUUGAAUGUCCCUGCCGAGGACUGGAGGAGUAAGACUGCGACUGCCGUGAUGUUGGAAGUGACGAGUAGGUGGAUGUCAAUCGUGUUUGCGCUGUUGUUCUUCGGGUUCUUCGGGUUUGCGGAUGAGGCGAAGAAGAAUUACAGAGCUUGGGCUGAGAGGGCCGCCCGGCUGGUGGGGGUCAAAUGGGAUCUUGACGAGGACAGGACGAGGGUUAACACGCCCAGUAGCUCAUUCGGGAACUCUCCAUUCUACAAGUUCAAGAGUUCAAACGGGAACGGCAUGCGCUCUACGGGCGACCUGCCGAUCUACGUCCAGCAGGAAGUAAUCAAGAAACGCGAUUCGUUCGAUUCGUUCUCGGACCUGACCAUCCGGUCGAUGGAGGAGAAGAACUUCAAGCCUACUUCCAAUAUGACAACUGCGGCCACUCAGGAUCUUGCUCGAACCAAUUUGACAAUUGCAAUUGAGGUUUUGCCCCCGGCACCCGUCUACCCCAGCUGCGCCUCUCCUAGUCACCUGGAAGCCCAAACCCACUCGCCCAACAGUACCAAAUCUAAAUCUUCAUCCCGAAGGCAGUCGUUCCCUGUUUCGGUGACUGCGGAUGGAUCGAGUUCGUUCCUCGAUCUUUCAACGCCCUCUCCGGACAGCGUGUUAAGCGCUGGACCCAACCAUCGAGUGUAGACUCGCUCGACGCAGUGUUCCAUCCCUUUACACUAUGUUUUCACGGACCACGCAUGAUUUCGAUGAUUGAAAAGACUUGGAUUUGACUCAACUUUGUAGCAUAGCACAGUCGCCUGUAGCCCACCUUUUUACCUGAAGUACCUUAGUCACGUUCUCAGCAUUCUGCUCUACUCAGCAACACCUUCGUUUGUAUUCAUAAUCGUUCCUUGCCUUUUGCUCUCCAGCCCGACUCCGACUUGCUGUAUU
Molecule: messenger RNA, 1683 nt
Organism: Coprinopsis cinerea okayama7#130
Lineage: Eukaryota; Fungi; Basidiomycota; Agaricomycetes; Agaricales; Psathyrellaceae
Product: RCB1
Exons: 6
Coding region: 1-1437 (478 amino acids)
Biological process (GO): G protein-coupled receptor signaling pathway
Cellular component (GO): membrane
Molecular function (GO): mating-type alpha-factor pheromone receptor activity
Source: RefSeq, a predicted model, not a curated record